AAAAAAAUCAAUCAAUUAGGAUUUGUACAUUCGUGCUAUGGUUCAGUGGAAUGCAUGAAAGUCUUCUCCGACCAAACUAAAGUCCCUCUUCUGUGAUCUCUCUCUCUCUCUCUCUCUCUCUCACGGAGAAGGAGAGAUUCUCGGAGUGCGGUGCGUGGCUUCUUCGCCGGUGGAACUAAAAACCCUAGAAUCAGUCUUAUUUUCUCAUUCCGCCGCCGAUUUUUUUUUUUAUCUUUGAUUCAGGUUCGGGUAUUGUGGACAGAAUUUAAGAAAAAGUUCCGAUCUUUGGCGUGGAUUCCUGCCUAUUAGUUCGUAAAUUCGUGAAAUCGAAUGAACAAGCCCUCUCACGGAAACAUUCAUGGAUUGGAAUGACGGGAUAGAGCUUCUCAGUUCUUGGACUGGUCAUAUUGGAAACCUUGGCCUCCACCUGCUAUGGCGUUUCAUACACAUUGUGUUGAGCUUGUGGUUCAUAGUCUCGGGUACAGUCGAGACACUCGAGUGCUAUCUCAUAUCGUCGGGACUGAUACAGAAGUACCGUUCCAUCCAUACCGAAAAACUCCGGUAUCUAGCGAUUGUGGUUGAAAGCGAAGAAACUCGUGAAAUCUCAAAGGUUUUGGAGCUUCUGCGGUGGCUAACGGCGAUCGGGGUUAGGCGAGUUUGUCUCUUUGAUUCACAAGGUUUAUUGAAGAAAUCCAAGGAUUUGAUCUUGGGAACCAUUUCGGGUUCAACCCUAUUAGAGGAGGUUUCUGAGAAGGAUUCUUUGCCUAACCGAAAGGGUAUCACUUUAGAGUUCAUCUCGUCAUCCGACAACAAAGACGCUGUGGCUAAAGCGGCAAACAUACUUCUUCAGAGAUGUUUAAAAUCCAUCGAUUCGGGAGAAAACGUAUUCACAGAAACUCACUUGAGAGAAGCGUUAAAAGCCGUCGGUGACAGUGGACAAGAACCGGAUCUGAUGCUUGUUUACGGGCCUGUGAGGUGUCACCUCGGUUUUCCGGCAUGGAAACUACAGUAUACAGAGAUUGUGCAUAUGGGACCUUUGAAGUCUAUGAAAUAUGGUUCUCUUGUGAAAGAGAUCCACAAGUUCACGAGGGUACGCCAAAACUACGGCGCUUGAACGGCAAUCAAUGUCUUGGAUCGUGCUGGUUAUGUAGUGAAUGGUUUCGGGUGCAGAGAUCUGAAGAGCAUUGAAGAUAUUUCACAUGGAGAAGCCGCCAUUGUUGUUGGAGCAGAGCUCCUGAUAGAGAGGAUCCACCAUUCUUUCUUGUUACAUUAGUUUAGGGUUGCACUACCAAGACAUUGUAUACAUUGGUCAAUAUGGAUGGUAAUUAACCGGAUUAAACCGAUUCGGUUUUGUUCAGGUUA
Tarenaya hassleriana is the source of this 1362-nucleotide messenger RNA. Its product is annotated as dehydrodolichyl diphosphate synthase complex subunit nus1-like. NCBI's taxonomy places the organism in Eukaryota, Viridiplantae, Streptophyta, Magnoliopsida, Brassicales, Cleomaceae. Gene Ontology annotation, molecular function: ditrans,polycis-polyprenyl diphosphate synthase [(2E,6E)-farnesyl diphosphate specific] activity. The record is from RefSeq and is a predicted model, not a curated record. The transcript is spliced from 8 exons. The coding region runs from base 359 to 1114 and encodes 251 amino acids. Gene Ontology annotation, cellular component: dehydrodolichyl diphosphate synthase complex; endoplasmic reticulum membrane.